GUCAAAUAUUCUCAUCAUGUUACGUGACGUCUAGGACUCGACUUUCUUUGUUUAAGAGGGGUUGCAUCCAUGAACAGUCAGCCUCCGGUCCAUGCAUCCAUUUUUCGCUGUUUUCAGUGACUUUCUAUAGUUGAGCAUCAGCUUAAUUAUCAUGGAGAAUUACCACAUACUUUUCCUAGGUGGAGCUUCAGCCUCACCUCCCUCGAUAACCAUGGCAAAUCAUCAACGUUAUUUGCAAGGCAACGAUGUAAUUACUACUACAACGAAAGUAGAGAGUAAAUGUGAGAAUUUGGAUGUCAUUGCCAAGGAUGUUGUAUCUGAAAGUCAAGAGUUGAAAGCAGGGAAGAAAGGAGACAACAAGGUGAUGAGGAAGCACAAAUAUGCAUUUCAAACGAGGAGCCAGGUUGAUAUACUUGAUGAUGGGUAUCGUUGGAGGAAAUAUGGGCAAAAAACAGUUAAGAAUAGCAAAUUCCCCAGAAGUUAUUACAGGUGUACGCAUAAAGAGUGCAAUGUUAAGAAACAAGUCCAACGCAAUUCCAAAGAUAAUGAAAUUGUGGUGACUACUUAUGAAGGGAUACACACGCAUCCGGUGGAGAAGUUCACAGAAAACUUUGAACACAUCCUCAGGCAGAUGCAAACGUUCAACCAUUUAUGAAAUGUGUUGUUUGUGAAUCUACAGUCAGACAUCAGAACAUGUUUAUAUCGUUAUGUAUAUGCUCCUAGCUUGUAGUGUUGUCCAUCAUGUUCCUCAGCAAGAAAAUAUUGAAGACAUGCUUUUAUAUAUUUUUGUUUUUUUUUUUUCUUUUUUGU
Messenger RNA from Durio zibethinus, 810 nucleotides. Its product is annotated as putative WRKY transcription factor 43. The record is from RefSeq and is a predicted model, not a curated record. Gene Ontology annotation, biological process: regulation of DNA-templated transcription. Gene Ontology annotation, molecular function: DNA-binding transcription factor activity; sequence-specific DNA binding. Lineage: Eukaryota; Viridiplantae; Streptophyta; Magnoliopsida; Malvales; Malvaceae.